AUGAGAGUCGCUCAGGGCGUGUUCGCCCUCUUCUCCUGCUUGACGACUGUUGCGCUCGCUGCAUCUGCAUGGACAUUUGACGAUGCUACGCUCACCAUUCAAGGGAAGGGGUCUGGCGUUGGAGGAGGUGCGAAAGAGAAGCUCUCUCCCACUUCGCCUCUCUCGAAACCUGUAACGCUCUCGGCGACGGAUACUCUCAAGAUAACCUUGACGACAAAAGAAGGAAAGUCUGGAGCAAGACCACACCAGGCGUUUUUGACCCUAAAUGACCCAGAGACCGGUCUACAAGAGUCAUUCGUGCUCAGCGUGAAGGAGAAUGGGAAGGCAAAAGUCGAUGUGACGCAGAAGGACCUGCCAUACCAGCUGUUGACCAGCUCCAAGCCGCUCCAAGCGUCGAUUAUCCUGGCUUCCUUUGGAUCCUCGACACCAUUCGAUCAGCAAGCAUUCUCUCUCAACGUCGAGACGGAUGCCAGUGCACCUCCAUCUGCCCCAUCCCCAGCUGAGCGAUACACCAGCAAGCCCGAAAUCCACCACAUAUUCCAAGACGGGCCCAAGUCGCCCCCGAAGAUCAUCAGUCUCGUCUUCACUCUAGCAGUCCUGGCGACUCUGCCUGUGCUACUCGGUGCAUGGCUGUUCCUGGGUGGUAACGCCGACCAAGCUGGAAAGGCGUUUGGCGCAAACCCUGCCGCUCAUGGCCUGUUCUUCGGCAGCAUCGUAGCGAUGGAGGGCGUCUUCUUCAUGUACUAUCUCAGCUGGAACCUGUUCCAAACGCUGCCGGUGGCGGCGUUGGUGGGCACGGUGGCAUUCGUGAGCGGAAGCAGAGCAUUGACGGAGGUACAGCAGAGGCGGUUGGGCGGCGAACGAUGA
Saxophila tyrrhenica is the source of this 867-nucleotide messenger RNA. RefSeq lists its product as uncharacterized. The record is from RefSeq and is a predicted model, not a curated record. Gene Ontology annotation, cellular component: membrane; oligosaccharyltransferase complex. NCBI's taxonomy places the organism in Eukaryota, Fungi, Ascomycota, Dothideomycetes, Mycosphaerellales, Extremaceae. Bases 1 to 867 code for a protein of 288 amino acids. Gene Ontology annotation, biological process: protein N-linked glycosylation. The transcript has 3 exons.